UUUGACACUAAUGACUAUUUUUUUUACGUAUACUUACAAUUAGCUUGGGGAUCAAUUAUUCUCGUACUGACUAUAAUCGCUGCUGAUUGGUUCUAUAUUCUUAUAAUCCAUUUUAAUAGCGGAUUGUUUGCGGUGUGUGGGUAUAUAUCGUAAUGCAAAUAAACGUAAAAUAUUCGAAAUAGUACAAAUCUUCUUAUGAUAAAUCUCGUGAUUUUCGCUGCCAAUUUUUUCAUAAAUACAGAGUCCAAGUUUUAGAAGCAACGAUGAAUUCGAAUUUAGUUUCUAAAGAUGCGUUUUCUGAGAACUCGUCGUAUGAAAAAUUUAGAGCUUGUGUAAUCAUGCAUAACGAAGUUAUAGAGUUUUACAAUAUUUUGAAUGAAAGCUGUCAGUAUAGUUACUUAAUUCAAGUUGGAUUAAAUAUGUUGGGUAUGAGUACGACAGCCGUUCAAACAGUUAUAAAUUUAGACAGACCGGAUGUAGCAAUUAGAAGUGCUGUAUUUUUUGCUGCCGAUCAGUUUCAUUUGUUUUUGCUCAGUCUACCUGGACAAGUACUUUUGGAUCAUUGUGCUGAUUUUGCAAAUAUUAUAUAUGAUUCUACGUGGUAUGGAACAUCAUUGGAAAUUCAGAAAAUGCUUUAUAUGAUGCAAAUAAGAAGUAAAAAAUUAUGUGCAUUAACUGCAGGUGGAUUGUAUGAUAUGAAUAUCGAAAACUUCGGAAUAACUUUUAAAACGUGUAUAUCAUACUUCACGAUGAUAAUGUCAUUGAAAUAAUGAUUCUACGAUAUUACGGAAAACUAUACUGUACACAACUAAAUCUAUUAUAUUUCUUAUCCAUAUUAAUGAGAAUACGAAUAAUAGUAAAAAUAAUUAAUAUGUAUUGUCAAUAUUAAAGCAUCAUAACAAAUUUUAUGAAACACACAAAUAAAACGAAAUGCUGUAAUAUUGUAAUGUAUAAAAAAUAUUAUAGAUCUUACCAAAAUAACGAAUUGACUACGAACAUUUCAUAACGCCAUUCCACUUUCAGUAAACUACAAAAAGAAUUUUUUUUAUCUUAGCAAAUUAAAAUGAUGUAAAGUGAAUGUUGAUCUGACAAUGUUUUAUAAAAUUAUAUGUAUUAUUUAUAUUUCGCAAACAACAAUGUUUCACUGAUUCUGAAAAAGAGAAUUCGUAGUUAAAAAUCCAAGCAAUUAGUAUUAUUGAACACAGAAAUACGAUUUUUUUAGAAUUUAAUAAUUUUCAAUAUAUAGUAAUUUGAAAACUUUCUCUCUAUCACUGGCCGUUUAGUAAACACCAUAUUGCAAGUAAGGCAAUCAAUAUUUCAAGGUAAUCAUGGAUCUUCGAUUUUAAGCAUAAAUGACAGCUGUUUCGAACAGUCAUUUUCUUAUCUACGAAACAAUUGUUGCAUAAGUUAAUUUAAUAAGGGUACAAUAAUACAUAUGUGUCUUACAAGGAAAUGAUUUGCAAUUAUUCGUAAUACCUAUUGUUACACAUAUCGAACAUUAUCGUACAUUGAAUGUAACUGCAUUUAUCAGAUUGAUCUCUUCCUCUCU
Molecule: messenger RNA, 1549 nt
Organism: Apis florea (little honeybee)
Lineage: Eukaryota; Metazoa; Arthropoda; Insecta; Hymenoptera; Apidae
Product: odorant receptor 13a-like
Biological process (GO): sensory perception of smell; detection of chemical stimulus involved in sensory perception of smell
Cellular component (GO): plasma membrane
Molecular function (GO): olfactory receptor activity; odorant binding
Source: RefSeq, a predicted model, not a curated record